AUGCUUACUAAAGCAAGUACAGUAUGCCUUGCGGUAUUUAUGUUAGCUUUAGCAACAACUUGCAAUGGAAAAUCAGUUAAAGAUUUCCUAGCACGAAAUUUUGACGACUCAGAUGAAGAAUCAGCACUCGUUGCACGUAGUACACCUGCAUAUCAUUCGUCAUCUUAUAUUAGAUAUUCUAGAAUGUGUUGUGAUAUUCAACCAUGUUUAAAAUCUCAAAUUUGA
Adineta steineri is the source of this 225-nucleotide messenger RNA. NCBI's taxonomy places the organism in Eukaryota, Metazoa, Rotifera, Eurotatoria, Adinetida, Adinetidae. The record is from the annotation of a GenBank genome assembly.